AUGUCACAACUGGAGAUGACCAUGGUCAUGGUCAUCGAGGUCUCUGCCUUGUUCAAGGGUAUGGAUAGCAACAAGGAGGGCCUGAGCAAGGAGGAGCUGAAAGCACAGUUGGAGAAGGAGCUCCCAGGCUUCCUGGAGAAUGGAAGGAACAAGGAGGCUGUGGACAAACUGCUCAAGGACCUGGAUGCCAGUGGUGACACUAUGGUGGACAUCAACGAGUUCAUACUGUUUGUGGCUGCGAUUGCAUCUGCCUGUCACGUGUACUUCAAGCAGAAGGCACUCAAUGGAUGCCCUACAGACCCACAUUCCUGA
Messenger RNA from Artibeus jamaicensis (Jamaican fruit-eating bat), 312 nucleotides. Its product is annotated as protein S100-P-like. The coding region runs from base 1 to 312 and encodes 103 amino acids. Gene Ontology annotation, biological process: endothelial cell migration. The record is from RefSeq and is a predicted model, not a curated record. Gene Ontology annotation, molecular function: calcium ion binding; transition metal ion binding. The transcript has a single exon. Gene Ontology annotation, cellular component: cytoplasm; extracellular exosome. NCBI's taxonomy places the organism in Eukaryota, Metazoa, Chordata, Mammalia, Chiroptera, Phyllostomidae.